This is a messenger RNA of Dreissena polymorpha, 1927 nucleotides long. RefSeq lists its product as uncharacterized. The record is from RefSeq and is a predicted model, not a curated record. Bases 488 to 1141 code for a protein of 217 amino acids. The transcript has 5 exons. Lineage: Eukaryota; Metazoa; Mollusca; Bivalvia; Myida; Dreissenidae.
UAUUGCGGAGUGACUAGGACGAAAUACACAGCGAUAUGAGAAUGUGUGUGUUGUUUUGCUCAUAUCGGUUGGGAAUAACAUAGCGUGUGCAUGUUGCAAAAUAAAGCGUGAUUUAGUUGCCUUAUUGCUUAAAAAUAACAGCGGAGAUUGUGUUAUUUGGGCGACCACGUUGUUUAAAAUCAUUUGUGUUCUCUUGUGUUAAAUCACGGAUAUUUUAAUGAAUAUAGUAAAAUAUUAUAAUACUGUUAAUAAUUAAAUGUGACCAAUAAUAUAAAGUGCUUACUUAUGUAAUUUACGUUUCAGUAAUGGGAAAAUACGAACGGAUUUUUUUGUGUAAUAAAUAUUGGUUUAUUAAAUAAUUUUGGAUCACAUUACUGAUAAUAGGAUUUUCAAACGUGACAUGUCGCCAUUAGCCCAUCGAGAAGGUCUCGUUAAUUACACAGGAGCAACAUACCGCGUUACUAUGGGUUACCGGGUGUAGUGUAUAAUGGACGGUCGUAUGGAUUUAAGCGCGCUGGAACGCACGCGGCUGCUUAGCUCUCUGUCGUCUGGGUCGCUCGCACAUCUGAGCAGCAGCAUUUCUGGUACCUCGAUAACGGAUUCCGUCGCCCAGUUGCGGUCCGCUGCGGACAGGUCCAGCACGGAGACCGCGUCGCCGCUCCUCGAGUACUCCAGAGGUUUCCUGCCUCCCGGAGCACUCUUUCCACCGAGUAGCGGCUAUGGAGCUAUGAUGGCGAGCUACCUGACAGGAUCUGGUCACGUGCCUGACUCCCUGAAGCAUCUCCUUCCGGAAAUGCGCCAGUACUGGGGCGCAAACGCUCACUCUGAAAGCUACGCUCGGUACCUGUUAGGUACGAUGUAUAACCCGUACCUGCCGUACCUGCCCGCCACAGAGUCCCUGGCGCUGUUCGCCCAGAGCUCCGCCAGCUCCUCUCAGCUUGAGGCACUGCACGCACACGCAGCCGUGCAGCACCGGAUAUACGACCUCCAAAAGGAGGCGUUAUAUGGCCAGGGGCCGUUUUCACCUGGUUUGCAUCCACAUCUUCACCUUUUGCACAAUCCCGGCGGGCAGGCUGAGCCCACAAAUCUGUCUAUUUCUUCUUCAAAGGCAAAAAAUUGGCGGCGAGAAACGUGGUCAUGAGGAAGAUAUUGGGUCAAGGCCGCAAGGCCGUGCGCGCGAUUCCGACAGUAAGGACUUGAAGCAGAAAGACAACGGAGAGACGAAGGAGCGUUCAGGACCUAUCGAUGGACUAGUUGAUUGUUCAAAACACUGUGAUAGUGGUAGUGAAAGAACCAGAGAAAGGGAGUCCCAAAACAGACGACAAAGACAGAAUCAAAAGUUCCUCUAAAGUUCUAAAAUCGCCACCAGUUCGCAGUAGUGAAAGUGCUCGGUUGGCGAGGGAAGAACGAUUUCUCCGAAAAGCAAACGUGAGAGAAGUCACAGCGGUAAUUCCUUUCCAGUGAGCGCACCGGGAAAGACAAAUCCUACAAACAUAGUCCCGUUUUGAGAUGCAAUGACUCAAGCCCGGUCCCUAUCGUACGCAGUAGUUCAACCCACAGCUCUCGUCAAAGUGAAUUUAGUCCGAGUCUUCAUUCCCCCAAGGCUCAUUUAAGUCCAGUUCAGAAAGCUGACCUCAGUGGACCAAGCCCUGUUCAGAGUUCGUUCCGCGGGGGUUGCACACGCCGCCCAUUUUUCUCCUAAAAGUUUAACACAAACUGGAUCUUAUCCUCGAGACAUUCUCCUGACCAGGGUUUGCGUUAGUGAACAAGAAGUACCAGAGAAUCUCUGUAUAAAGGAUACACGGAGUGGUUCUAGCUUAGAAAUACAUGACGCAAAAGUAAAGACCGAGUUCACGGAUCAAUUUGCAGUCGCAUCUCGAUAUUUCACCGCUGACCGUAAUUACUUCAGAAGUCGUAACUGAGGUUA